GAGGAAGUUGAAGCAGAGAGGUCGGCUCCUCCGCGUGUGCUGAGUGCGCGUGCGGCAGUCGGGAUGCUAACGAUCCUGCAGGUGUGCGUCCGCCGCCACCUGUGGAGGAGCGCGUGUUCUUCUGCUGCGGGAGCGCAGAGGGGCUCUGGGGCCGCGGGGGGUCGCGGUCUGAGCCGGCCCGGGGUCCGGACCUGCACCGUAGACCCGAACCUGGAGGAGCAGUUCGUGUUUCUGGACUGCACAGAUGCAGAUGAGGACUCCAGUCAGGAGGAGAAAGAGCUCCUCCAUCAACUGAGUGCCACCACUUCCUCCUCCUCCUCCUCCGCUGCUGCGCCCGGAUCAUUGGUCGAUACUCAGUUGUCCCCGCAGAAACACCUGAGGUCUCUCGAGCGUCAGCUGCAGCUGUUGAGGCAUGGCGUCCUGAAGGAGCCGCAGGCAAAGCUGGACUCCCUGAUCCAGUUCCAUGAUGUGGACUUCCCGUUGGACGAGAGCAUUGUGGCUGCAAAGAAGAAAAAGAAGGCGGCUGUGGGGAAAGGCGAGCACAAGAUCUACGGCACCCCCGACGUGGACGAGCCGGUCAGCGACACGUGCUGCUCAGGCUGCGGCGCCAUGCUGCACUGCACUGCCGCCGCUGUCCCUGGCUACCUGCCCAGUGAGAAAUACAAGGUGCUGGUUCAGGAGGGUCGUCUGAGCGGCGCCACCUGUCAGCGCUGCCACCUGCUCACCCACCACCACAAGGCCCUGAACCUGCAAAUGCCCAAAGACCAGUACCGGGACGUGGUGCGGCAGAUUCGCCCGCACAAGGCUCUGGUGCUGCUCAUCGUCGACCUACUCGACGUGCCGGACUCCAUCAUCCCCGACCUGCCUGAGCUGGUGGGACGCAACAAAUACAUCGUUGUUCUUGGCAACAAGAUCGACCUGCUGCCCGGAGACUCGCCGAACUACCUGCAGCGACUCAAGCGGCAGCUCUCUCAGUACUGCAAGGAAGCCGGCUUUGGCGAUCAGGUGACCGACGUCCACCUGAUCAGUGCUAAGACUGGGUACGGCAUAGAGGAGCUGAUCUCCAGUCUGCAGCGGUCCUGGAAGUACAAAGGCGAUGUGUACCUGGUGGGCAGCGCCAAUGCCGGGAAGUCGACGCUCUUCAACACGCUCCUGGAGUCCGACUACUGCAAGUCCAGAGCCUCAAACGUCAUUCACAAGGCUACCAUCUCACCGUGGCCAGGGACAACUCUGAACCUGCUGAAGUUCCCCAUCAUCAACCCGACUCCGUACAGGAUGUUCAAGCGUCAGGAGCGACUGAAGGAGGCGUCGCAGCAAAAGGAGAGCGAGCUGUUGCCAGAAGAGCUAAAAAGGCUGCAGUACUUCAGCAAGCAGGGAUACUUAGUGGGUCGCAUUGGCAGAACAUUCCGGGUUGAAGGAUUCAGACCGAAUGAGAUCCAGUUUGAUCCUGACAGCCUGGCAUUUGGAGAAAACGAAGAUGGCGAGGAGACCACGACAGCUGCCAGCAGGUCAACUGAGGAGCUGAGUCACAACGAGCUAAAAGACGCCCACUGGCUGUACGACACGCCGGGAAUCAUGAAGGAGCUUGAUAUUCUAAACCUGCUGCAUGAACAGGAAGUGAGGUUGGUGGUUCCCACCCAGGCCAUUGUCCCGCGAACGUUCGUUCUGAAGCCCGGCACGAGUUUGUUUGUGGGAGCUCUGGCCAGGAUCGACUUCCUGCAGGGAGAAAAGUCCUGCUGGUUUUCUGUCAUGGCCUCCGAUCGGGUGCCGGUUCACAUCACUAGCCUGGAAAAAGCCGACAGCAUUUAUGAGAAACACGGUGGACACGUGCUGCUGGGGGUGCCUGUCGGAGGCUCGGAGCGCAUGAAGGAGUUCCCUGCAUUGGUUCCUCAGGAGUUCAGUUUGGAGGGUCGGGGUUACCUGGAGGCUGCUGCUGACAUCAAACUGUCAUCUGCAGGCUGGGUGGCUGUGACAGCAGUGGAGGGCGAUCAGCUGCUGUUGAGAGUUCACGGGCCGCAAGCUGCAGGCUUCGGUUUGAGGACGCCGUCGCUGCUUCCUCACGUCAUCUCUCUGAAAGGAGAACGUAUCCGCAAGUCUGCUGCAUACAAACCAAUGAAAGCCGUGGGUCUGCUGCACAGCGGACUGUCGGCCGCCGGAACCGAGAGGCUGCAGGUGAAGAGGAAGAAGAAGAAGAAGAACUGAGCCAAGGGUAGAGGAUGUGGAGGAGGCGCUCUCACCACCAAGACUCUCUGCAGGUGGUUGUAGCUCCACAUCUAGAAGAACUGACCUCUGACCUCAGAGAAUGUGAUUCUGGAUCAAUUUGGCUUUGUUAGAGGAUGUGUGUCGUUUUGUUAAAUAAAUAUACAUAUUUCAUACUGUUAUCGUCAAUGGCGUUUAUACAGCUGGGUCUUAAUGUUCUGACAGUGACAGGCUGAAAUUCAGCCACAAUAAAUAUGAAGUUAUACUAUCGAAAUAAAAUUCACACUUUUAAACCAACAUCCUCACAAACUGGGCCUCCAGUGCCGUUUCCUCACCUCUUUAUUUGUGGUUCUUAAAUAAAUAAUUCACUUGUUUCCCCCGAGAAACUCCUGUUUCUUUCACUCUUUCUGGUAGACUUUAACCUCCUGGACAGUGUUCAUCAUUUGUUUUGUUAUUUUCAGAGCGUCUUCUUUGAAAUGGUUUAUUUUAUUGACGUUGCUCAUAAGUGACAUUAGACUUUGUAUUUCAUUAAGUUGUAAACUAAUUUUCCCUGAGCCAGUUCUGCUAAAGGUCUAUUCCUGGUAAAGGGGAGUUUUUCCUUUCCACUGUCACCACGUGCUUGCUCAUAAGAGGUCAUUUGAUUGUUGGGGUUAUCUCGCUAUUAUUGCAGGGUCUUUAUGCUUGUUGUUGUGAUUUGGCACUAUAUAAAUAAAAUUUAAUUUGUUUUAAAUGUAAGGUGUAAAAUCAGAGGUCUAGGUGGAAAUACCCUCACAUUAAAUCUUUUUACUAUUUAAACUCGUGUUCACAAAAAUCUGUUGGGAAAACUGUUAAUUUGGGGAGUUUUGGUGUUAGCUGGUCAUGAUGCUUUGAUUCCAUUCUGUGCAAAAACACAUCCAUGUGUGAUAUUUUAAAUGUUGUAAAUAUUUAAAGUCACACCAGAUUUUCUUUGAAGUCUGAUUUU
Molecule: messenger RNA, 3160 nt
Organism: Haplochromis burtoni (Burton's mouthbrooder)
Lineage: Eukaryota; Metazoa; Chordata; Actinopteri; Cichliformes; Cichlidae
Gene: noa1
Product: nitric oxide associated 1
Exons: 9
Coding region: 64-2202 (712 amino acids)
Molecular function (GO): GTP binding
Source: RefSeq, a predicted model, not a curated record